Messenger RNA from Glycine soja, 1157 nucleotides. RefSeq names its product homeobox protein knotted-1-like 6. Gene Ontology annotation, biological process: regulation of DNA-templated transcription. NCBI's taxonomy places the organism in Eukaryota, Viridiplantae, Streptophyta, Magnoliopsida, Fabales, Fabaceae. The record is from RefSeq and is a predicted model, not a curated record. Bases 113 to 949 code for a protein of 278 amino acids. Gene Ontology annotation, cellular component: nucleus. Gene Ontology annotation, molecular function: DNA binding; DNA-binding transcription factor activity, RNA polymerase II-specific. The transcript is spliced from 5 exons.
CCUCCCCUCUCUCUUUACCUCUGAGUAUAUAUGCUCUGCACUGACUUUGGCGCAUGACAAUACUGCAUCCAAAUCUUUAUGAACUUGGUUUUCUUUUUGAGAAAUAAAAGAAAUGGAGAAGAGCCUCUACGACUUUUACUGUUCAGCCACUUACUCAGACGAGUCAACAAUGGCUCCAUUUGCGCCGUCUAACAAGCCUGUCUUUGGGAAGGAAGAGGAUGUUUCAAAAGUACUUCGUGCUAAAGUUGCUUCCCAUCCUCUAUUUCCUCACCUCCUUCAUGCCUACAUGGAUUGCCACAAGGUGGGAGCGCCGCAAGAUGUGGCACACCUAUUAGAAGGAAUCAAAGGAGAGCAUACAUCUGGGGUGUGUCAGAUAUCUGAAUCUGAAGGCUUCUUGGGUACGGAUCCCGAGCUUGAUGAUUUCAUGGGAACGUUUUGCGAUUUAUUGGUGAAGUACAAAUCAGAUCUUUUAAAGCCCUUUAACGAGGCAACAAUGUUCCUCAACCUCAUGGAAACUCAGCUUCACUCCAUCUGUAACAACACUCCUCCUCAACCUGAUGAAGUUACUCAUGGAUCACCUGGAAAAGAUCUUAGUAGGGUGAAGAAAGAGGCAAUUGAGGGCAAGAGGAUGGAAGUUCAAGAGCUGAAGGAUAACCUUCUACGUAGAUAUAGCGGUUAUAUUACUAAUCUGAGGCAUGAAUUUUCCAAAAAGAAGAAGAAAGAAAAACUACCAAAAGAAGCAAAGCAAAUCUUACUUUCAUGGUGGAAUGUUCACUUUAAAUGGCCAUACCCAACGGAUGCGGAUAAGGUUGCCUUAGCUGAAUGGACUGGUUUAGACCAAAAGCAAGUAAAUAAUUGGUUUAUAAACCAAAGGAAGCGCCAUUGGAAACCAACAGAGGAAAUGCACGCUGAAAUUUUGGAUGGUCUCUAUGGAUCCCUGGACGAGUGAGAAUGACAAGGGUGUGGGAGCUCCUCCUUCAUUAAUUUUUCUUUGUGCAACAUAAAAUUAGUGAUGAUUGAUCACAAUAAGUUAAGAGUUUUAUGCUCAUGAACCACUUCUGCUUUAUUUUGCUUUAUGAAUAUUGUCAUGUGGAUUAUAUUGCAGGAUACUUGUAAAUAAAGAUUAUAUAAAAAUAAAUUAAAAGCAUUGAAGGAAA